Molecule: messenger RNA, 946 nt
Organism: Aricia agestis (brown argus)
Lineage: Eukaryota; Metazoa; Arthropoda; Insecta; Lepidoptera; Lycaenidae
Gene: MED19
Product: mediator of RNA polymerase II transcription subunit 19
Exons: 3
Coding region: 107-823 (238 amino acids)
Biological process (GO): positive regulation of transcription by RNA polymerase II
Cellular component (GO): mediator complex
Molecular function (GO): transcription coregulator activity; transcription factor binding
Source: RefSeq, a predicted model, not a curated record
CAAGUUAGAGUUUGGAAGGGUCGGAGUAGAUUUUAUUUUAUGAUUUAUUUUUGUUUGCUAAAACUAUUUUAUUUCUUAUUUUCAAUAUAGGCCAUGCUCAAGCAAGAUGAUGUCUGAUCAGUUUAGAAAAGUAGAACCAUAUUCACCUAAAUCCUCCCCGAGAGGAGCGAGGUCACCAGUCGUUUCUCGACAAGAUUCUUCUGGCACCCUCAAAACCACGAUUUCACUUGGGAAAAACCCAACCAUAGUUCACACCGGACCGUUCUACUUGAAUAUGAAAGAACCACCAGGAGAAUGUGAGCAGACCGGAGCUACAAACUUGAUGGCUUACCAUGGGCUGGAACAUUCAUACAGUAAGUUCAACGGGAAGAAACUGAAGGAAUCACUGUCGUCAUUUCUUCCGAAUCUGCCGGGCAUACUAGACGGACCAGGUCAGGAAGAUAACAGCACAUUGGGAUCGGUCAUCGCCAAGAGGCCUAUUGGUGGGAAGGAGCUCCUGCCGUUGACAAGUGCUCAGCUCGCAGGAUUUAGGUUGCACCCUGGUCCCCUGCCGGAACAGUACAGAUAUGUUAGUGCCACCCCACCGAAGCGCCACAAGAGUAAGCACAAGAAACACAAGCAUAAAGAUGGUGCACCACCCGGACAGGACACACCCCUACAAGAUUCCUCUAACCCUGAUAAUUACGAGAAGAAACACAAAAAGCAGAAGCGCCACGAUGAUGACAAAGAACGCAAAAAGAGGAAAAAGGAGAAGAAGAGGAAAAAACAGAAGCACAGCCCCGAGCAUGGCGGCCUCACCCCCAACCAACACCCCAUCCCCUAACUAUUUAACUAUAUUGUAUAGGCUAAGCUAAAUCAAAACCCCUUUAUUGUAGAUCUACACUUAUAACCAUGAGGCAUGACACAAAACUCAUACAACUUUUGUCAGUUAUUGAAGUUUUUAUGG